AUGAAGAACAAGCUGUGGCUCCAGAUUAUUUCCUUCUUCCUUUUAUUCCAGUACACUACGUGUUGUGAAAACCUCACUUGUUUUGUGGACUAUGUGCAGACCCUGUCCUGUAUCCUGGGAAAUGACUGGGGUGCCAGUUUGUAUAACCUCACUGCAACAUGGGUUCCUGAGGAAGAGCCAGAAAAUACUGUGGCUGCCUGCAGUCUCCUGCAAUUGUCCAGGAACACCAGUCACACCCAGUACGUGUGCACUGUGGACAUGACUGAACUCCUGGCAGAUGUCAAAGUGCAGGUGGAUGUUACAGAUGCUCAUAGGCAGCACGUGAUUUCCAAAGACUUUUAUAUGUCAGAGAACAUCAAACCACAGCCUCCCUUCAACCUGACUGCUGUCUUCUCAGAGGGUUACAAUAUUUCUUGGGAAACCAUCUACCAGAACUCUCCUUUCUACUUUUUGAAUGAGGAGCUGGAAUAUCAGCUGCGCUAUAAGAGAAGGACCGACACCUGGGAGAGUCAGAAGACAAAAGUUGUCCGUGAAGAUAAACGGAUGCUGGUGAUCCUGCCGUGGGAACUCCAGGCGAGCACUGAGUAUCAGUUCCAAGUGAGAGCCAGACCCCGAGAAGACACUGGCUACCGUGGGGUUUGGAGUGAAUGGAGUCCUCCGCUGGCGCUGAAAACCAACCCUGCCGCAGCAACACAGACAGCAGGCGUGGGAUGGCUGCUGCCGUUUGGUGUUGUCGUGGCAAUCACCGCCGCAAUCACAACCUUUCUGGCCAAACAGCGGAGCUUGUGGGAGAAGAUGGCUUGCAUCCCAGACCCUUCAUUCUUUUUCAAAAACCUUUACCUGGAGCAUGAUGGAGAUUUCAAGAAGUGGGUUGGUGCAUCCCAUACGAAAAUAACCUUUGAUCUCUUUGAAUGGGGAAUAGUCCUUCCCGAAGUCCUAGAAGUUUACACCAUGCAUCCUUCCAACAGCACCUCCCAGGAGGAGCUGCGUGAGCUGAGAAAAGAUCUGCCUUGCAAGCCCUGUGUGUCUUGCCUGACUGCCCCAGGUCAGGACAGCCAGUCCCUGCUGUCUAGUGUGAACAGCAGCAGUGGGACUCAGGACCAGUCAUACGGGCACUUGUCCAUGGAUACUGUGACUGUGGCUGAUGAAUUUACACCUUGUACCUGCCAGUGCACCUGUAACCGUGUGUACAGGAGACAUGAGCAUACCAGUGAGGAAGAUGGUAGUGCUGGAGAAACUGGUUACCCCAAGGUUAACAUUGAUAAUGAAGACAGAAGGACAUCCACUGACUUGCAUCUGGCUGACCUGAGCACGCAGGACAAAAUACUUGCUUCAGGCUCUGUGUCCACUGACCGCCUGGGGAGUACAAGUGUCCCAGCCCAUCAGCAAGCAGAAGGGGCUUUGGAAGUGGGAAUGAGGAGCAUUCUAGAAGCCCUUUGCUUGUAUCCUAAUCAGUGGGAUUUGGAAAAUCCAGCUUCUCUACCUUCUCCUGAUGGUGAAAGUGUUUCCUACAGUGAAGGCUCCUGUGACUUCCUCCCUCACAUGGCAAGGCCUGGUGACAAUUACCCUAUGAUCUGCAUAGAUUUGGACACUAUCGACAGUGGCUUUGUGGACUCGGACUGUGGGAGCCCAGUUGACUGUGAAUUUGAGCAAAACAGUCAGAUCAACUGUGGGUCCAUCCCUCUUGAGCAGGAGGGGGAGGACUUUCCACGGAGCUACGUCAAGCAGUGGGUCUCCUGUUGCUCUGACAGCCCAGUCAAUGGGACAUAGACGAACUACGGACUUGAUGUUGCCCUGCAGAGUGUAGGGCCUUUUCUGUACUGUGCCAGGAGCAAAGUGUUAACGAAAUUCUGAAGA
Pterocles gutturalis (yellow-throated sandgrouse) is the source of this 1857-nucleotide messenger RNA. RefSeq names its product interleukin 21 receptor (gene IL21R). Gene Ontology annotation, molecular function: cytokine receptor activity; protein binding. The transcript has 8 exons. Bases 1 to 1770 code for a protein of 589 amino acids. Gene Ontology annotation, biological process: cytokine-mediated signaling pathway; immunoglobulin mediated immune response. The record is from RefSeq and is a predicted model, not a curated record. Lineage: Eukaryota; Metazoa; Chordata; Aves; Pterocliformes; Pteroclidae. Gene Ontology annotation, cellular component: external side of plasma membrane.